Carassius auratus (goldfish) is the source of this 1737-nucleotide messenger RNA. RefSeq lists its product as uncharacterized. NCBI's taxonomy places the organism in Eukaryota, Metazoa, Chordata, Actinopteri, Cypriniformes, Cyprinidae. The coding region runs from base 259 to 1125 and encodes 288 amino acids. The transcript is spliced from 6 exons. Gene Ontology annotation, cellular component: cell-cell junction; membrane. The record is from RefSeq and is a predicted model, not a curated record.
GAAACACGUCACACUUCCCAUUUCUUUCAAGCGAAGUGUUGCAGCAUGACCCUGAAAGAGUAAGUUGGCUGUGUUUUUGGAUAAGAAGCCCUACAAUAAGGGGCGGCGUGAAGGAAGGUCAAGGGCUUCAAGAAACAGGUUGAUUGACACCAACAAGUCAACGAGCGAUGAGUCUGUGUGGAGUUGUGCUGCUGUGUAUUGUGUGUAUCCAUCAAGGUGUUUCCCUUUUCUGUGAAACAUCAAAACAUUUCCUCUCAGAUGCAAGCUCGUUCACCGUCUCACCGGAUCUCUGUUAUUUUCGCAGUGCGCAGCAGUGAGGAAGACAUCACUGGUUACAGUGGCCAAUCAGUCAUCCUGAAAUCUGGAGCAGACAGAUCAUGGAACCUCACCAGAAUUCAGUGGUCCAUUUAUCAGAACACCACAUUCAUUGCGGGUUUUAAGAAUGGUGAAGUGGUUAUUUACAAGUUUUGGACACAUCAGGGUCGACUUGAGCUCAACAUUAAAACGGGAGAUUUAACAAUCCGUGAUGUGACCGUGGAUGACAGCAUGACAUACAAUGUGGCUUUGGUCACCUCAGAUGGCUGGCGGAGCCAAUCUAAAGUUCAUCUCACAGUUCGAGAAAGUCUCAAGACACCAGACAUUAAGACGACGCUUCAUUCCCUCAUUGACAACAAGUGCUACAUUGCCCUUGAGUGCAUUACGUCUGGCAAAAAUGUGAAUCUGUCCUGGACGCCGGAUGACGAGUUCGACGGAUCGUAUAUUUCAGGAACCCCAAACUCUGCUGACUCUUCACUUGUUGUUUUUGGAUCAUUUAGUGGCAACAGAAACAUUACGUUUAACUGCACUGCGUCCAGUGGUCAACAGACAAUGACCAGGCAAAUGACCGUGGGAUGUUCAGAUGAAAAGCAGAAGUGUGAAGUCUGCACCGCUUGCAGUUCAUGUACUUCCUCUGUGAUGUGGGCUAUUGUGCUUACAGCUGCAGUUUUGGGCGUGUCAUAUCUAUGUACAAAAUAUAAAGAAAAAAUUAUUCAAGCCUGCCCCGAAGGCCCCCUCAAUUACAUCCGGAAUAUAAGCAACACCAGUCUGGGCUUCUGUGGUUUUCAAGAGAAACAAGACACGGCGUAAGAUGAAGAAAGGUUCUCUUGCAUAAGACAAUACUUUAUGGAAGGGAACAUCUAUGUUUGACAGUUUUUUUAAUUUUUAAGAAGUUAGAUAAAAAAAUAAAUAAAAAAAAAAAUCCUGUGCGGAGCUUGUGACUGUUGGUUUGACCUCAUCGGAUCCGGAUUGUGAAACGCUUCAUCUGUCACCUGUGUGAAUGAGGAUUUCUGGUAUUUUACAAAACCUUUUCAGAGAUACAAAAACUGGAUGUUGUUUUCAAAAUCCAUUCGACUGAAAUAUCUGAAGACUUUGUGCUCCUUCAGUUUAAACGAACAUGAUGCUUCUGGUACUGAUGGACUUUAAAACUUGACUCACCAUGGCAGCUUUUUUAUUUAAUAAAUUGUCCAGCUUCUUUGUUCAUGCAUGCAUGUGAAUCAAAUUUUUCUAUGUGAUGUCUGGUUUGUUAGGAUGAAUUAUAGCAGUGAUGUGCUCAGUGUGUCACAGUAUUCUCAGCAAUGACAUGUCGGUCACAAGUCACUGUGAGUGCUGCUUUUGUCAUGUCAAUAGGAAGUGGUCAGUGUUGCCUAGAAAUGGACACGAGCUGUUUCAGCAUAUUCAUCUGGAUGUGAGUAAAUACUU